This is a messenger RNA of Chiloscyllium plagiosum (whitespotted bambooshark), 331 nucleotides long. Lineage: Eukaryota; Metazoa; Chordata; Chondrichthyes; Orectolobiformes; Hemiscylliidae. The record is from RefSeq and is a predicted model, not a curated record.
AUGCCAGUUGUUGUUUUGAUUUGUGAGAUUACUGAAGACAAACUCAAUGCUCUGAUCAAAACAGCUGGAGUAACUGUUGAGCCUUUCUGGCCUAGUCUAUUUGCCAAGGCUUUGGCUAAUAUUGAUAUCAACAGCCUGAUCUGCAGUGUUGGUGCUGGUGGUAGUGCCCCAGCUGCAGCAGCUGUCUCCACUGCUGCCCCUGUUGCUGCUGAAGAGAAAAAGGAAGAGAAGAAACAGGAAGAGUCAGAAGAGUCUGAUGAUGACAUGGGCUUUGGUCUUUUUGAUUAAAUGUAACAUGCAACAUUGUUAGAAUUAAAAAGAAAAAAAUACA